Drosophila novamexicana is the source of this 653-nucleotide messenger RNA. Its product is annotated as 60S acidic ribosomal protein P2. The transcript has 3 exons. NCBI's taxonomy places the organism in Eukaryota, Metazoa, Arthropoda, Insecta, Diptera, Drosophilidae. The record is from RefSeq and is a predicted model, not a curated record. Gene Ontology annotation, molecular function: structural constituent of ribosome. Bases 102 to 449 code for a protein of 115 amino acids. Gene Ontology annotation, cellular component: cytosolic large ribosomal subunit; ribosome. Gene Ontology annotation, biological process: cytoplasmic translational elongation.
GUCAAAGCGAAGCAGAGUUCUUUUCGUUUAAAGGUCUCCUAGGCGAAAGUUGUGUUUUUCUGUGCAUUUCACGUUUCGUGUCAAAAACUUAAGACUUAAACAUGCGUUACGUGGCUGCAUACCUAUUGGCUGUCCUCGGCGGACAAGAGAGCCCCGCCAAUGCCGAUCUGGAGAAGAUCCUCAGCUCGGUGGGCAUUGAGGCCGAGGCUGAGCGUCUCACCCGCGUGAUCAAGGAGCUCAAGGGCAAGAGCAUUGACGAUCUGAUCAAGGAGGGUCGCGAGAAGCUCUCGUCCAUGCCCGUUGGCGGCGGUGGUGCCGCUGCCGCUGCCCCGGCCGCUGGUGCACCCGCCGCUGCCGCCGGUGGCGACAAGAAGGAAGCCAAGAAGGAGGAGAAGAAAGAGGAGUCCGAGUCCGAGGAUGAUGACAUGGGCUUCGCUCUCUUCGAAUAGACCAAACCACUUCCAUCUUGUCCAAUCACUCGUAUAUACUGUGUAAACCAACUGCAGCAGCACCACCACCAGCUCUUUUUCAGGACAGCCGGCAGUAUUAACAGCGUCUGCUUUGCACAGUGGCACACAUUGCUUACAAAUGCCGUUUGAAAUUUGUUUUUUUUUUUUUACCACCCAACGACAAAUAUACAACAAAAAAAAAAA